Messenger RNA from Arachis duranensis, 1469 nucleotides. RefSeq names its product pre-mRNA cleavage factor Im 25 kDa subunit 1. Gene Ontology annotation, cellular component: mRNA cleavage factor complex. Gene Ontology annotation, molecular function: mRNA binding. Lineage: Eukaryota; Viridiplantae; Streptophyta; Magnoliopsida; Fabales; Fabaceae. The transcript has 7 exons. The record is from RefSeq and is a predicted model, not a curated record. Bases 145 to 822 code for a protein of 225 amino acids.
UCACUCACUCUCGUGUCUUGAAUCUUCUUUCUCCUUGUGUGUGUUCGUGGCACCCUCUCGCGCCUUCUGCAACUUCGUUAACCUGUAUUAAUUGAAUGCAACACGAAGCAACGUUGAUAGAUUUUAUUGUACUGAUAACUGAAAAUGGGUGAAGCUGCUGAAGCUACCACUCUCUAUCAUCAUCAUCAUCGUAAUCGUAAUCAUGAGAGUGAGUACGAUCGCAAUCAACGACUUGAAGUUGACCUAUACCCUUUGAGCAGUUACUACUUUGGCGCCAAACACUCUAUUCCUUUCAAGGAUGAAACCCUAGCUGAUCGCUUUUCCAGGAUGAAAUCCAACUAUGCUGCUCGUGGAAUUCGUAAAUGCGUGGAAGCUGUCAUUCUGGUUGAGUUGUUCAAACAUCCACAUUUGCUGCUGUUGCAAGUCAAGAAUUCCAUCUUUAAACUACCUGGUGGUCGCUUAAGACCAGGUGAAUCAGAUAUUGAUGGAUUGAGGCGUAAGCUGGUAAGGAAGCUAUCUGUUAAUGAAGAUGACAAUGGGACUGAAUGGGAGGUGGGUGAGUGCCUUGGAAUGUGGUGGAGAGCUGAAUUCGAAACAUUAUUGUAUCCCUACCUGCCACCUAAUGUGAGAUCACCUAAGGAGUGUACGAAACUUUUUCUUGUGAAGCUGCCGGAGAGUCGAAAAUUCAUUGUGCCAAAGAACCUAAAGUUGCUUGCAGUUCCAUUGUGCCAAAUUCAUGAAAAUCAAAAGAGAUAUGGGCAAGUGAUAUCAGCGGUCCCUCAGCUGCUUUCAAAGUUCUCCUUCAACAUGAUUGAAUCUUAAGUCAUUGACAUGAUGCAACCUUCGGUAGCUGAACAUGGCCUUGACGACUUGUACACACACACACACACACACACACACACACACACACACACACACACACACACACACACACACACACACACACACACACACACACACACACACACACACACACACACACACACACACACACACACACACACACACACACACACACACACACACACACACAUAUAUAUAUAUAGAGAGAGAGAGAGAGAGAGAGUAUACAAGAGUGAUAGUGAUGAUGAAAACUUGAAAUCAGAAAUGUGCAUGUUAUUUCAAUGGUUGGUUUGAAAAUUUUCCAUUGAGUACUUACCCCUUCCUUUUCUUUUGGGGCUUUUUUGUUGUUUUUUUCUUUUUCAAUAAUACACGUACAUACCCCCUCAUACACGCACAUGAUUUUUAGCCUUUGCUUCAUGGGAGUUGUCUGUAAGUGUGAAAUACUCCGAAUGAGUGAUUCAUUCAGCUACACUCCUCUUACUCACUCACUCUCAUUCUCUCUUCUUCUCAAAUCAUGACGAGACAAAUAUUUGCCAGACAUUCCUUUGAUUUCAACCACAACCGGGCCUAAGUUUUUUGUAAUGUGAACUUGUGAAAAAAACAGUUAAAUCUUUCAGUAGCUACUA